This is a messenger RNA of Cajanus cajan (pigeon pea), 1412 nucleotides long. Its product is annotated as glutelin type-D 1. Lineage: Eukaryota; Viridiplantae; Streptophyta; Magnoliopsida; Fabales; Fabaceae. The record is from RefSeq and is a predicted model, not a curated record. Gene Ontology annotation, molecular function: nutrient reservoir activity.
GUGGUUGUGUACCCUUUACAGUUACGAUUUCAAUGGGAUUCAGUAAAAAUUUUAGAUCGCUAUAUAUACACAGCGCAUGGUGUGGGAGAAAAAAAUAGUGUGAUCAUUUGCUUAGUUUUCUCUUGUUCUUUUGUUUUGUGUGAUUGGUAUUCUUGUGUUGUCAUGGAGAUUGAUCUUACUCCCCAGUUGUCCAAGAAGGUGUACGGAGACAAUGGUGGGUCGUACUAUGCUUGGUCCCCUUCUGAGCUUCCCAUGUUGCGUGAAGGGAACAUUGGUGCUGCCAAACUAGCUCUUGAAAAAAAUGGUUUUGCCCUUCCUCGUUACUCUGACUCUUCCAAGGUUGCAUACGUUUUGCAAGGUAGUGGAGUGGCUGGAAUUGUGCUCCCAGAAUCAGAGGAGAAGGUUGUUGCAAUCAAGAAGGGUGAUGCUUUGGCACUCCCUUUUGGUGUGGUGACAUGGUGGUACAACAAGGAGGACACUGAGUUAGUUAUUCUGUUCCUUGGCGACACUUCAAAAGGCCAUAAAGCUGGUGAAUUCACUGAUUUUUUUCUCACCGGCUCCAACGGAAUCUUCACCGGAUUCUCAACCGAGUUUGUGGGCAGAGCCUGGGACCUAGAAGAGAAGGACGUGAAGACCCUUGUUGAGAAACAAACAGGGAAGGGCAUUGUGAAGCUUGAUGGGAGCAUCAAGCUUCCUGAGCCCAAAGAGGAGCACAGAAAGGGCAUGGCAUUGAACUGUGAAGAGGCUCCACUUGAUGUUGACAUAAAGAAUGGUGGAAGGGUUGUGGUCUUGAACACCAAGAACCUUCCCUUGGUUGGUGAGGUUGGUCUCGGCGCAGACCUUGUGAGGAUUGAUGGCAAUGCCAUGUGUUCUCCAGGAUUCUCUUGUGACUCUGCAUUGCAGGUUACUUACAUUGUUAGAGGGAGUGGUCGUGUUCAGGUUGUUGGUGCUGAUGGUCGCAGGGUUUUGGAGACUACUAUAAAAGCCGGUAAUUUGUUCAUCGUGCCAAGGUUCUUUGUUGUCUCAAAGAUUGCUGACCCUGAUGGCAUGGCUUGGUUCUCUAUCAUCACCACCCCAAAUCCUAUAUUUACGCACCUGGCUGGAAGUAUUUCAGCGUGGAAGGCUCUUUCACCUACGGUUCUGCAGGCAUCUUUCAAUGUAGAUGAAGGAGUUGAGAAACUUUUCCGUUCAAAGAGAACUUCCGAUGCCAUUUUCUUCCCUCCUCCAAAUUAAUCAUACCUAUCUAAACAGAUGAAAAUAAUCUUCCUAUCCCAUAGAAUUUGUUUAUCUACUUGGAACAGUUUGAAAUAGUCCGAGAUUUCAGUUCAUGUUUGAAUUAGUAGAGUACUUUUUAAGUAUAUACAUUUCUUUUGGGUCUGUAAGGAAUUUAAUACCUUUUGCCUUUUUUUUUU